Molecule: messenger RNA, 5053 nt
Organism: Erpetoichthys calabaricus (reedfish)
Lineage: Eukaryota; Metazoa; Chordata; Cladistia; Polypteriformes; Polypteridae
Gene: mocs3
Product: molybdenum cofactor synthesis 3
Exons: 13
Coding region: 171-1553 (460 amino acids)
Biological process (GO): protein urmylation; tRNA wobble position uridine thiolation
Cellular component (GO): cytoplasm; cytosol
Molecular function (GO): thiosulfate-cyanide sulfurtransferase activity; URM1 activating enzyme activity; adenylyltransferase activity
Source: RefSeq, a predicted model, not a curated record
GCUAAUGAAACAGCUACUACGGUGGCCGAGAAGUAUCAACUGAACACGUGAUUGAGAGAACCGCAUGUGUGAAGCACAGCUUGUCUACAGAGGCAGGUUGAUGCUGUUUUCAGUAGGUUUUAAAGCAUUAUUUCCACUGAACUUUUAAGUGAACUUUUUACGAAACGAUCAUGGAACAGGAUGUUGCACGAAUCAUAGCGGAAUUAACUGCAAAAGAAAAAGAAGUCGCGGAUUUGAAGGCAAAGCUUGAAAAGCUUCAGAAGGAUUCACACACCACAGCCUCUUUGCAUCCCAUGGAGGAUAUUUCAUCAGCACUAGAUCAUCUUCGUAAAAAGGCUUCACUUAACAAUGACGAGAUUAUGAGAUAUAGUAGACAGCUUCUUCUCCCAGAGUUUGGAGUCAAAGGCCAGGUAAAUCUGUUGAAGACAUCUGUCCUUAUUGUUGGUUGUGGGGGUCUAGGUUGCCCAGUGGCACAAUACCUUGCUUCUGCAGGCAUUGGCCGUUUGGGACUCCUUGACUAUGACACAGUGGAACUCAGUAACCUGCAUCGACAGGUCCUACAUGGGGAAAAUAGGAUAGGCUGGCCAAAGGCAUUUUCUGCUGCAGAAUCACUCAAAAGGCUGAACUCAACAGUAGAAUGUAUACCAUAUCAUAUGCAACUUACACCUGAAAAUGCCCUGCAGCUUAUUCAGCAGUAUGACAUUGUGGCUGACUGCUCAGAUAAUGUUCCAACCCGAUACCUUGUAAAUGAUGCUUGUGUCCUUUCUGGUAAACCGUUGGUUUCUGCCAGUGCUCUGAGGUUAGAGGGCCAGCUUACUGUAUACAACUACAAAGGGGGUCCAUGUUAUAGAUGUCUAUAUGCAAAACCACCUCCACCAGAAACUGUCACCAGUUGCUCAGAUGGAGGAGUUCUUGGUGUUGUUCCAGGAAUUAUGGGAUGCUUUCAAGCCCUGGAAAUCCUCAAGAUUGCUUCAGGAAAAGAUUCCUCAUAUCACCAACAGAUGCUACUGUUUGAUGCUCUAGAAGGCCGAUUCCGCACAAUCAGACUGAGACCAAAGCAAAAUGGAUGUGUAGUAUGCGGAGAAGAACCAACAGUCAAAAGUCUUGUCAAUUAUGAACAAUUCUGUGGAUCAACAGCUACUGACAAGUGCAGAAGAUUGUGUUUGCUGACAAGUGAUAAAAGAAUAACCAUCCAGGAGUAUAAACAGAUUCUAGAUGACAAGAUCCCACACUUACUCCUUGAUGUUCGUCCAUUAGUAGAGUUUAACAUCUGCUGUCUGUCAUCUUCUAUAAAUAUUCCUCUUUCAAAUCUGGAGCAAUGUAAACCUGAGGAUAUUGCUCUGUUGAAAGAAAAAAUGAGAGAAUAUAAAAGAAACCUACAGUCUCCUGUGCAAGUGUAUGUUGUUUGCAAGAAUGGAAAUGAUUCACAGAAGGCAGUAUGCGCUUUACAGAAAAUGUCCGGCUCUGAACUAGAUUCCUUAGAGGCCAAAGAUAUCCAAGGAGGACUAAUGGCUUGGGCGGAGAAGAUUGAUACAAAGUUUCCACAAUAUUAACUAUUAAUUGUUGGACUGAAAAAAAUAUAUAUUUAUAUAAAAGUAUACAUAUGUGUGUCUAGCUGGUAUGAAUUUUUUAUGAGUCAUUUGUAAUUUUAAACAUUUUAUGUUGAUAAUAAGAUUCACUUUUUUGCCAUUAUGCUUGUUUUUAAAUCAACUUCACUGACACAAAAAAUGUUCCUUAGCAACUGUCAAUAUUUGCACACUCUUAUCUCCAGCUGGACUUAUUAUGUAUUGAUUAGAGAGGUUUUUACUGGUAUUGUUUAAAAUUUGAUCUACUAGACUAUUUUUUUGCACUGACGUCAAACACAAAGUUCACAUUAAAAAGAAAAUUUAUUAUUUGCAAUCAUGUAAGGUGAAUUAUACUUCAGUACAGCUCUUAGUGUAUCAUAUUUAGCAGGCUCUUACAUUAUUUUUAAUAUAGCCUUAUUUUAUACUGAUAUUUUGGUUUCCUCUUUUUCCAAAGAUUUUUUGCCUCUAUUUUCUGAAAUGAGCUCAUGUUCACUUCAUAAAAGAACUGAAAUAUUUAGAUUAUGAACUUUCUGCAAAACCCUCUAGUCUAAAAUAAACAUUUGUGCAGAAGAAAUUGUUCAGAAGAUAUAAUUGUUUAAUUCAGAUAUUAGAUUAAUCAAUAAAAGUCUUUCACUGAGCUGGUGUAUCAAUUAUAUUAAGUAAAUGAGUGGAGUCCAUUGCCCAUAGGUUUGGCAUUUUUAUAGAAUUCUGUACACCUCAACAGUCAAGAUCAUUUUUUAAGUAGUUAUCAAUGUGUACAAUUUGUUUAUAUAGCAGGUUGUCUCACCCACAAAGCAUCACAUGCAGGCCAGAAGAAACAUUGUUUGACUCGAGAAACAAGACCUUAUGAAGGUGUACUCCUUUCAGUCUUCAAAAAGCUAAACAAAUAGUCAUAAUACCACCCUGUUUGUAACGUAUCACUCUGAAACUUGUGGCAGGAUCCUUGUGGAUUUACCAUCCAAGGACAGGCAGGGCCUACUCAGGCCCCUGCUAAAUUUAAGAGAAAACUACCAGAUAACCUAAAAUGCAUGUCUUUAGGGACACAGGGGGAAUAUGCAGACUAAACAUAGACUUAACUCCUCGGAUUUAGGCCCAGGAUGCUACAUCCAUAAGUCAGCAGCACUAACCCCUGUAUCAUCCAUAUAUUUUUCAUUCUUGAAAAAUAAAAAAAAAAUACUAAGACUAGUUGAAGUAAAAAAAAAAGCAAUUAUAAGAACAAUUAUAAUAAAAAGCCAACAUCAUCAAAAGUGAAAAAUAUUCCCAUGUACUGUAUACAAGACUUGUUCAUGUCAAAUGAAAGCUGAGCUAUUUUGUGACUGCUUGGAAAUUGAAUGGAGAAGUACACUGCAGUAAAACAACAGAACAGCAUUGUUUAUAUCAUACUCUGCACAGAUGAAUACAGUAAGUGAAAUAAUAGUCAUCAACUAAUAUAAAAUUUACUCAGAGUGCAAAUAAGGAGUAUAUGGUACAUGCAUAAAACUAAAACAUUUGCCAUUACAGUAAGCAAGAUACAACCCGUAGGCCCUCAACUGUAUAUAUACUCUGCAAGCAUCAGUUACAUGUUAAUCUCUUUUUCCGUGUUGACAUCCCUUGGUGAUGUCCUGCACUCGCGUCACAUGAAUCAGACUUAAUGACAAGUAUGGACCCCAAUGCCUCUUACGAUAAGUUGUCGUGACCAUUAAAAGUCCUUCUCCAAACCUAAAAAGUGCAUGUGAUUAAGAUUGCCACAAUUUCUCAGAUAUCUGUGCAAAGUCCAAAUGUUGGUCUGUACUUCCAAGCCUGGGCUCAUUGAUUCCUCUUCAUCUGAGGUUUUACUGUUGGCUGGUCUUUUUUUAUUCUCGCACCCCAAUUUUAAGUCGUCUUUGGUAGCUAAGGAAUGUAAUCCCUUUCAAUCCAAAACAAUUUGUUGUUACCAUUUAUUAAAAAUGGUGACCACUAUUCCUAUCUGCAGGUUUUGCAGAGGUGUGCCCAUCUAUCUUGGAGUAAUAGAGAGGUCCCUGAACAAGGUGCCGCUUUUAACAUUAAUUCCUUUCCUAAUUUACGGAAGUGUAUGAUCCACUCUUGCAGAUUUACCACUAAAAGGUUUUUUCAUGCACCACAUUGAUCUUAGCCACAUAAGUAAAUGCAGUCUCUUUUCUGAACUGGAUUUAAUAUCUAAAAUGUUCUUUUUCAGGACUAUGUUUCUCCACAAUGCUGGAUGGUAUUGUUAAAAGUUUGACAGAAUCUCACCCAAAAGUCAUUCUUCUUGCACUCACCAAAUCCUCCCAUUCGUGAACCUUUACCUCAGUCAACCUUAUUAGCUUACUAGUAUUUGUUAGUCAAAUUUAGAGAGCCUCCUGUCAACUUGGUGUUGAAAGCCACUCAAACUUGGAGGCCUUUCUCACCUUUGUUGCCCCUCUAGCAAGUCCUAGUGUUGCCAUAAUGACUGCCUUUUAGCAUUAGCUCCUCAUAGCUGAUAUCAUUACAGAGGUCUUCAGCUGGAACCACUCAGAAUCUGUGUGUGUCCCUCAUCCCCCAAAGAUGUCACAGAAACUGUUCCAGUCAGUGAGGGUUUAACUUACAUCACACUGAAACAUGAGCAUUGGACACUUAGGCUUCUAAAACAGCUCACUGCAAAGUGCUAAUGAGAUGACUACUCAGCAUCUCACGUUAUUCAUAUGUGCAGAACUUAUGGUUCCAGUUCAAAUGAGAUGACUACAAACUCAUGAUUGACAUUUAGCCCAACAUACAUUGUUAUCAGGAAUAAGUAUGAGCAGUUUUACAUUUGAAAAUUAUGUUUGACAUUGAUAAUAAAAUCUAAGAACAUUUCACCACUCCAGCUGAGAUCAGGCAGACCACUCGUGUUACUUCACCAUGCUAAUGUUGAAGCCUCCCAGUUGUACUACAACAUUAGUAGGCAAUGAAACUGAAUAUUGUAAUGGCUAUCUUAAUAAAAGGCACUGUGCUCUUGAGUUAUUGCUUGUCACAAAUGGCAGUCAAAGUUUUUCUUGGUGCAACUCAAAGUCACUUUCACUUGACCCACUUGUCCCCAACAGUACAGUCGUCACCUAUACAAUACCUGGCUUUGAGUUUGUGGAUAUCUGUACACCUGUCAGGAAGCUCUGCUUUGGGAUAUCUCCAGAGGAGGAAGGAGAACAUUUCUGAACAAGAUGCUUAGUUUCACGGAUUAUGCCGUGGCUAGAAUAAAGUCUUUCUUGCCAGUAUUAUAUUAUGACCACCUUAUCACAGGGGAAGUAAUAUUUCUUGUUCCAAGACUAUUAUUGUCAACAUCUAGUGUGUUUGUAUGUGUCCUAUGUAUUCCUGUGACCCAUCUUCAUCUUGCAGUUUGUGAGCCUAUUUGGCAACAUGGAUACCCUGGCCACUAAAUUCUCAAAAGAGAGCACUGUCUUCAGGCUUUGUUACCUGUUCCUGUCGACUCACUUGUAAUAUUUAUAUUGGUUUAAGGUGAACUGAUUUAUAACAUAUGUUGAUAAAUAUUUUGAUAAAUA